Molecule: messenger RNA, 1242 nt
Organism: Vespa mandarinia (Asian giant hornet)
Lineage: Eukaryota; Metazoa; Arthropoda; Insecta; Hymenoptera; Vespidae
Source: RefSeq, a predicted model, not a curated record
CGACGCUAUAAAAACAGGCAAGAGUCGCAAUGGCAUGCUUCUACACACAGAUCGUAUCAUCCCCCUUCUUAUCCUUCUCGUCUACCUCACACAUCUCGUAGCUGUAGGAUCAUUCCGCUCUCCUACUAAAGAGUAUAAGUACUGUAAAAAUUACGGGCAUACAAUCGAAGAAUGUCGUAAAAAGAAGUGGCAGGAACACCAGUCGAGUAAGAACGGACGUGCCAACUACGUCCACACAGUCCGAUUAAGCAGUAAUCCGAGCUCAUCUUCUGUCGUCAUCUCUUCCAAAGACCUUAAGGGAGAAAUAGAAUUUUUAGUCGACAUAGGGUCAGAGCCAAACAUUUUAAAAAUAGACAAAGCUGACGAUUAUUUAAUGUCCAAUGAAACAAACAAAAUAAACCUAAGCGGAAUUACAAAAGAAACGGUGGGCACGUACGGAACGUGCAUCAUCGACAUUUAUGGAUACCCAGUAGAAUUCCACAUUGUUCCCGACUCUUUUCCCAUCCCACAUGGCGGCAUUAUCGGGUCGGACUUUUUCAAAGAUGUUGCAAAAAUAAAUUUCAUUAAGGAAGACGUAGAAUGGCACGGAAUGACUAUGCCCUUCGUCAAACCGAAGGAGAUUCCGGCGCGAACCAGCAAUAUAAUAAAAAUAAAAACGUUAAAUAAAGAAAAUAAAAUACACUAUGUGCCUCCAUUAAAAUUAGGAGAAGGAAUCUACGUAGGUGAAGUCAUUAUAAACAGUAACAAUGGAAAGGCCUUCAUAAAAGUCUUUAAUACGAAAGAAGAAGACGUAAACGUGAUCAUUCCAAAAAUCGAACUUCAAGAUUUCGAUACGGUCGACACAUGCAUUAUACCGAGUCCAGAACUUGGAAGCAGGGAUAGAGAGAAAGAAGAAAUAAGAGAUUCUUAUCUUUCCGUCAAAAACAACUCAUCGAACCUGACUAAUAAGUCCGGUAUACAGACCUUAUCUCCCCUAGGGCAAGAUAACGACGCACGAGACAUAGAACGCCUUAUGCACGAGACCGAGAUUUCGAAAGUUACGCAAUCGACAAAGGCCGCCACGAGUCCUUCCCUCUCCCUCUCCUCUCACACUCGCUCUUAUAAGCCAGUCACUAACACAACUAGCUACGCUAUAGCAUUACAAAAUAUAGAUUUAAAAUCAUUAAACGCAGAAGAAAUCAGAACGACAAAACAAGAGGAUCGCUAGAGUUAUUCCACCUACCGGGAGACAAACUCACAUAU